CGUAAUAUGUUUUUUAACUGAUAUAUUUUUUAAGACUUUAAAGAUAAUAGAUAUACAGGCUUGACAGUGGACACCGGUCAGCAAGCUGUGGUCUACAUUUCUUCAGUUCUUUUGGUUGUUCAUCAAUCGUCGGUGGUCGAUGUUCCUGGAGAUUGAAAACGGCCAUUGCACUCAAGACUCAAGCACACACUCGUCUCCGCUACUUCAUCGGUAUAUAGAACGAUAGGGAAUCAUGAGCAACUACACUAUGGACGUCGAUGUGGCGAAAGUCGGUUGUCCCGUCCCAAAAAUGGACGAAGUUAAAAAAGAGCUCCUCAUCAGCAUGAACGAACUGUACGCCCGGGGUCUGAAAACCAGCUGCCAGUGGUCUUCAGAUCUUCUUCUAUCACUUGAGGUCGGCAACAAUUCAAAACCUUUACCAAAAAAAAUCGAAGGGUACAAGAGACCAAAAGUCACCCGUAGCUGUCUAAUCUCUGUAUCCAAACGUAUGUCGGUUUCAAAAUCAACAGAUUUAUAUUCCAUAGACCAGCUUCCAAUACCAUAUCACGAAAUGGAACGAUAUCUUCAUGCACGAGCCUGUUACAAUGCGAAAGAAUAUCAAAGAGCUUCAUUUUGGUUGAAAAAAUGUCAUUCAAAUAUACCAUUAUUCCUGAGAAUGUAUUCAGAUUAUUUGGCUGCUGACAGUAAUAUUAAAAAUAUUGGAAGUGAAGCAACACCUUCCAUGUUCAAAGAAUAUCGACAUUUUUUAGAAUAUUUAUCUGAGCUAUUAGAGUCUAUACGACAACAAAAAAGGGGGGAUGGGUAUUUGACAUAUUUACUUGGUAUGGUAUAUGUGAAAUUAGAACAAUACACGGCAGCUGUUAAUAUGCUAGUGGAAUCCAUAAAAGAGGUGCCACUCAAUUGGCAUGCAUGGAUGCAACUUGGUGAUCUUAUUGUAGAUCGAGUUAAGUUAUCAAAGCUAGAGUUACCCAAUCACUGGAUGAAAAACUUCUUCUACUGUCAAAAAUAUUUGGACUUGCAGUUAAACGAACAGAUGUUGGGAAUGACACAGUAUUUGUUCAACUGUGGUUUUAGCGACAGCAUAUUUCUCCAAUCUAGGGUGGCAGUAUGCUACCAUAACAAAAGAUACAUUGAAAUAGCAGUUCAAAAAUUUCAAGAGCUCAUUGAGAUUGAACCUUGUCGGCUGGAAAAUAUGGAUACCUAUUCAAAUUUAUUAUAUGUGCAACAUCAGCGAGUUGAAUUAGCUUAUCUUGCUCAGCGAGCAGUUAAAAUUGAUAAAUAUCGUGUGGAAACCUGUUGUAUUUUGGGCAACUAUUAUAGUCUUCACGGGGAACAUCAAAAAGCAAUGCGUUACUUUCAUCGCGCCCUUAAAUUGAAUCCUCUAUACUUGGCUGCCUGGACACUACUUGGUCAAGAAUAUAUGGAGCUUAAAAAUUCAAAUGAUGCCAUACAAAGUUACAGCAAAGCUUUGGAAAUAAACAAAUAUGAGUACAGAGCGUGGUAUGGUUUGGGUCAAACUUAUGAAAUACUUGGUAUGUUUAAACACAGCCUUUAUUUUUUCAAGCAGGCUCAGUUGCUGAGACCGUUUGACAGCCGUAUGAUAAUUGCUGUUGGCAAUGUAUAUGAGAAAUUAGGUAAUGUAGAUAUGGCAUUUCAAAGCUACCUAAAAGGACGAGCGAUGGGUGACGAUGAAAAGCUCGGUCUCAUAUACUUAGCAAAAUUGUACGUAGUUAUAAAUAGACCGAAUGAUGCUGCAAAAAUGUUUUUAGAAUACAUUGAAGAACACGGACUAGAUGAACAGACUCGUGAUCACAGCUAUGCUUAUAUGUUUCUUGCAAAUUACAAUCUGUCUCGUAUGAACUAUGAUCAAGCUUUUUAUUAUGCACAAAAAUGUUUAAACUAUGCAGAAACCAAAGAAGAAGCUAAAGCGUUAUUAAAAACUAUAGUUCAUGAAAGAGUAUUCAUGGAAAUUGAUAACUUCAUAUCGGGCACUUCGAUGAGUGAGAAACAAUCCAAGGAUUACGAUAAAGAAGAAAUGCCCAGACAGUUAGAAUUAUUGUCACUUACUCAAACAUCUGAAGUCAAUCAAAAUGAAGAUGAUGACGAUGACAAUACCGAUGAAGAAGAACACUUGUGUAAUUCAAUAUCAAGGUAUAUGAAUUUGGUGGAUUACAGUGAAUUAAAUAUUGAUUAAGAGYUAAAAUUAWUUAAAGUUAGURAAAUACUAUAAACUUGUGAAAUAGAUUAUUUUAAUGUUUUAAUUUUUAUAAAGAUUAAUUUAGUUUCAAUUAAAAAUAAGAUUAUGACCACUGAA
Messenger RNA from Diuraphis noxia (Russian wheat aphid), 2314 nucleotides. Its product is annotated as anaphase-promoting complex subunit 8-like. Lineage: Eukaryota; Metazoa; Arthropoda; Insecta; Hemiptera; Aphididae. The record is from RefSeq and is a predicted model, not a curated record. Gene Ontology annotation, biological process: protein ubiquitination; anaphase-promoting complex-dependent catabolic process; positive regulation of mitotic metaphase/anaphase transition. Gene Ontology annotation, molecular function: protein binding. Gene Ontology annotation, cellular component: anaphase-promoting complex.